AUGUCGUUUGUUGGUAGUUCUAGCAUUAGCACUUUAUGGUUAAUAUCUCUGUCUUCUAGCCAUCAGUUUAUUCAGCAACCCAUGUCGCUACCACUGGAACUGGUGGACAAAUGUAUUGGAGAGCCGGUGUGGAUUAUUAUGAGACAUGAGCAAGAAUACUCUGGCAAACUGCUGGGUUUUGACGACUUUGUGAACAUCAUUUUGGAAGACGUCACCGAGUACGCCGGCGGCAAACAGACCAAGCUCAAAAAGGUGCUUCUCCACGGCCGUAACGUGACCAUGCUUAUUCCUGGUGCUAUUGAGGGCCCGGCUGCUCCUGCCACUCUUGAAUCUGAAUCGUAA
Wickerhamiella sorbophila is the source of this 342-nucleotide messenger RNA. Its product is annotated as U6 snRNA-associated Sm-like protein LSm5. The record is from RefSeq and is a predicted model, not a curated record. Gene Ontology annotation, biological process: mRNA splicing, via spliceosome. Lineage: Eukaryota; Fungi; Ascomycota; Dipodascomycetes; Dipodascales; Trichomonascaceae. Gene Ontology annotation, molecular function: RNA binding. Gene Ontology annotation, cellular component: Lsm1-7-Pat1 complex; U6 snRNP; U4/U6 x U5 tri-snRNP complex. The transcript has a single exon. Bases 1 to 342 code for a protein of 113 amino acids.